CUUUAGCAACUUCCCCUGAAUAUUUGGCGGCCCAAAUAUAGGUGGCCCAAUGUUUGAUUAUAGGUUUGACAUUUCGGCCUCUCCGUAGUUUUGAAAUGUACAGUCAGCAACUAAACACUAUCCAUAGCGCGUCGAAAUUAAGCCAGAUAGCUAUUUAGCUCUAGUUCCUCUGGUCAUUGUUAGGAGGUUGGGAGAUCUUACGAGGUUGAAGUUAGAGCAACUAUAUCAUCUUUUGCGUAUUAGUGGAGGUGAGUAAAGGCUGAGAAAGCUUUUGUUUUCUGACGCUGUUAAUGUUAGCUAGCAACUAACUAAAGUUACGUUAGCAAACAGCGCCUGGUUCAUCAAAAUGGCCUAGGAAUUUUCAUAGUAUCUUCAUACCAGUUUAAUAGCAAGAAUUAGGUCACCUGAUAGCUAGCUUUGGCGUUAGCUGGUACCAUGCGAGAGAUCUGUGGUUAAAUACUGACACCUUAAACGUUUAAAUAUAUUACCAUCUCUUGCUACCUAGCUAGUUCUACUAUCAAGGACGCAAUGUCUUUGCCACCAACUGCUGAGAAAAUCGUGCUUAGCAGCACUUCAACAGUCCCUCUCCAUGAACGCUUCACCAUCAUGCUGAAGAGUCGACCUGACCAGGUGGCAGUGGAGGCCAACCUGCAGCAGAAGGAGGCCAGCUUCAGGAACAGAAAGCUGGUCCUGCAGAUGGAAGACAGACCAUCAGUACUGGUUGCCCUGCAGCAUAGGAGUUUGAAGCACCGUCUGGGAAAAGCCAAUGUGCUGGCCAGGCUGGGCCAGCCCAUGGGGGCCAUAUCGUGGAGGGGUGCUGGCAGACGGUUCUCCACGAGGGAACUGCCAGACACAUCCAGAGAAGGGUUCCGUUGGAGGAGGGUCAGAGAGGGUGCCUUUAAACCAGGCUUCAAUUUUAGAAGUGUGGGUCCGAGGCAUGGCUGGAACAGUGUUGCCAGAAAGAAGCUGCGUUCGGCGCUGAGGAUGCAGGGUGGUCUUGUGACCAGCUCUGGAGCGCUGUUAACCCAAGGAGCCUGGUACCAAAGAGGAAGAGGAAGAAGAGGAGUUGGUCUCAGUCUGGAUCAGACUGGCACAAGAGGGCAUGGUGUUUUUGGCACUGGGCAAGGUUUUGGAGACUGGGGAGGUUUCAACACCAGGGGAGCGUUCAACACCAGGGGAGCGUUCAACACCAGGGGAGGUUUUGGUACUAGGGGAAGCUCCGUCACGAGGGGAGGCUUUAGGGCCAGGGCAGCCUUUGGAGACAGGGGUCGUGGCACUUUCAGAGGACCCUUGGUCAUCACCAAAGAGCAGCUAGACAACGAGCUUGACGAGUACAUGUCCAUGUCUAAGAGCAAUCUGGAUGCACAGCUGGAUGAUUAUAUGUCUAUGGCCGGUUCCGACAAUAUUGGAUAUUAAAUGAAAAUUCUGAAGAUAAAUAAAAAAUGCAAUUUCUCAUGUAAGAGCUACAACUGUUUACAUUUGUUCGGGGAAUGUUUAGCAUGAUCAGUUUUUUUUCUGUUUACAAAACAGUUUGAAAUAGUUUGUUUUUGUGCAGGACAAUGGUAACUACGGUAAUGACAGGUUUGCCAGCAGUUUGAAUAUUUGUUUGUUUUUUUACAUUUUUUGAUACUGUACUAAGUUGCAAAAGUUUUUGAUACUGUUCUAAGUUUAAAAAAGGUUAAAUGUUAAAGGCUAAACUGUCAUCAAACCAGUCUAUAAAUGUUUUUGUGAAUCUAAAAAUGCAACAAAAAAAAAAGAGAUGUGCUUUAGUUGAUCAAGAAAAUGUUUGAUAUAAGGUUUCAUAUUGUUUUAACAUUUUAACAUGCAUGCAGUUUAACUAAAUAAAAACCUAAACAGAGUGGUUAUGCAACUUU
Messenger RNA from Osmerus eperlanus (European smelt), 1874 nucleotides. RefSeq names its product chromatin target of PRMT1 protein-like. The record is from RefSeq and is a predicted model, not a curated record. Lineage: Eukaryota; Metazoa; Chordata; Actinopteri; Osmeriformes; Osmeridae. The transcript is spliced from 5 exons. The coding region runs from base 529 to 1416 and encodes 295 amino acids.